Messenger RNA from Trichoderma asperellum CBS 433.97, 1093 nucleotides. RefSeq lists its product as uncharacterized. Gene Ontology annotation, molecular function: protein dimerization activity. Lineage: Eukaryota; Fungi; Ascomycota; Sordariomycetes; Hypocreales; Hypocreaceae. The record is from RefSeq and is a predicted model, not a curated record.
AUGCCCAAGGUGCAAUUGAAGAAGAAUGGCCCUUCUUCUCUGCGACAAGAAAGCCGCAAACAGCUGGUGGAGUCACUUCAAGCACUGCUUGCUAACGACGCUGUUAGUCUUGAAGUUCUGAAGUCUGGCUCUCCAUGGCCAAGUGCGACAGAAAUCGCCAGGUUGCAAAGGGAGAAAACCCAUCACAAGUCGCCAACAGCUCUGCCGUCCUCCUCGGAAGAGACUGCUGUAACAGAUACAGCCCUUGACACCUUCCGAUUUCCAGUGGGUGUGGAUCCUGACUGGCUUAAAAGCAUUCUUCCUAUUUUUCGAAACAAUUCCAAUCAACCAAAUACAUCCUUUUCUCCUACGAACUCCGGAAAUACAAGCAGCAACCAAGAUGGCAGCAGUGACAGUAAUACAAUCGACUACAGCCCGUUUUUGUCAGCAAGUCCCCUCGUACCAUGGGAUGCAUUUUCUGAGCCUGGUCACUAUCAACAAACACCCUACAGUACAACAGGUCUGCAAACCAGUCAGAGCGAAAGCUUUCUUGGUUCAAAGACAUCAACAAUAGAGAAAGUACUUCAUCUCAACUCUCUCAAGUCCUCUCAUUUUGAGUCAGGAGGAGGGCUCAUUACACCACCUGCGCAAUCCACGGAGCAGCCUUCCGAUGGCGAUGACGGCGGUCGUUGCAAUUCCCCUAGCCCUGCACCAUGCCGAAAGCGGCAGCGCGCUCAUUAUGCAAUCGAGAAGCGAUAUAGAGCUGGUCUUCAGGAGCGUUUCGAAGCCCUUCGCGACUGUGUGGCAUCAAUGAGACAGGCUCAGCACGAACAGCAUCCACGGGGAAGGAACAAGGAUGAGAUGGAUGGAGAUGAAGAAGCCAGCCCAAACGACGAGCCAUCGCGAAUGAAUAAAGCUGAAGUACUGCAUCAGGCAACCGUAUGUAUCCAGAUGUUGCAAGAAGAGAAUGAAGUGGUUAUUGAGCAAAUGAAGCUGUUAAUAGAAAGAUUACGCGCGGUAAAACUAGCGUUAGGGUAAUUGUGAGUUCUUGCGAACGCAAAUAUCUGACAGUACCAGGGCAGCUGUAGCAUGAGGUGGCUGGAAAGCUUUCACC